AGCAGGCCGCACGCCCGCGGGCGGGGAGGAGGCAGGUGACGGGCGGCCCGGCCCCGAGCUCGGGGGUCACCCAGCCAUUGGCGCUGUCAAGACACCAGAGGAUCCACCAUCUCCUAAAUCUAUGGCAUUUGCACCUCCUAGAAACGUGGAUGGCCCCAAGCUACAGACCAAGAUGAGCAUGUGGACUCCGCUGAACCACCAGCUCAUGAAUGACAAGGUAUUUGAAGAAAGAAGAGCCCUGCUUGGAAAAUGGUUUGACAAGUGGACAGAUGGUCAGAGGCGGAGGAUCCUGGUGGACCUGUUGGAACGCUGCUCCCUGUCACAGCAGAAAUUCUGUUCCCAGCAGCUACAGGAUCGAGUCCCCACCGAGGCUCUAGAUUUUACCACAAGGCUGCCUAGAGUCCUGUCUUUGUACAUCUUUUCUUUCCUGGACCCACGGAGCCUCUGUCGAUGUGCACAGGUGAGCUGGUACUGGAAGUACCUGUCUGAACUGGAUCAGCUCUGGAUGCUGAAAUGCCUGCGUUUCGGCUGGUACAUCAAGUUCUCUCCAACCCCCUUUGAGCAAGGAAUCUGGAAGAAACAUUACAUUGAGAUGGUAAAAGAGCUGCAUGUCACGAGACCAAAGACUCCUUCAAAGGAUGAGUUUGUAGUUAUUGAUGUGCAACCGGUAAGAAGCAACAUCCCAGAGGCAAAACUUUCUGUGCCAGGAAGGAAGAUAAACAAGGAGAAAAAAGAGCUCCCACCGUGGCGUUCAUCAGACAAGCAUCCUACGGACACCAUCCGAUUCAACUACCUCGACAACUACCAUCCCAUCGAGCAGGCUAGGCAGGCGAGAAAGAAAGGAGGAGGGGAGACCCCAGACCUUAGCUGGCAGGCAGCUGAGAAAAAAAAGAGAGCGGGCCGUGGAUCUAAUAAGCUCCAGAAGGCAAAAUCACUGGCAAGUAUCACCGGCUUGUCAUUACAUCAGCCAGGGCGCAGUGUCAGGUCUACCCAAGAACAUUUUAGCUGAGAGCUAUCUCUAUCACUUUCUGCAGAUCUUGAGUCUCUUCCAAAACCACCAGUUCAUCCCAGCUGGGCCACUCACCAGUCAACCGGGAACCUGCCCUCCAAAGCAGCAGCAAAGAUGCUGGCCCAGAGGUCCCAGUGGAAUGCUGGGAUACGACCCGCACCUGUCCGAGCUCCAGUGCCAAAGCCUCAUGAAAGAGGAAAGAAAGACUUCCCAGGGACGAACACCAGGUCUCCAUCAUCUCCACUGUUUGAGGCUCAGCCCUGGCACAUUCCUCCAUCUAACCAAGGAUCUGACACAGAGUAAAGGAGGAUACAGACCAUCUUUCCUCCCAGCAGAACAGAAACUUAUCUGCCUGGCACUGGGGAAACAACAGUAACGUCACCGGACUCACAGGCUGUGCUCAGUGAAGAACAGCUGCUUUUGAGUCCUCCAUAAGGACCCAGCUUCAUUUUUUUUUUUGACUGUUGCUAGAAAAGACUUUCUUCAUUGACCGUCCCACGCAAUGCAAAGAAAUGGGCACGGAGGUACUGUGUCUGUUCUCUCCUAGGCUGUCCGAAAGAAAUCUUCAUUGCCUUGCAGCUAGUUUAGAUAGAAAGGUGCUGGAGCAAUGGCUUUAUACUUUGUUUUGGAAGUACCAUACUUGGUGCAAUGAUUCCUGCUGGCUUUUGGGAUCUCCAGGUGGGAUCUCCCAUUUCCAAGUAGUACUGGAGUACAGUCUAAGUCUUGUUUUCCUGUUGUGCUUCUCAGCCUGGAUUCCUGGCGCUCCUGCUCUCAAGCCAGUGCUAUAUUCUCAUUCUUUUCUGCAUAUGUUGACUCUGCAGAGUUCACCUAAGCUUUUGACUAUGGAGACACUUGCGUAGAUCCUUGCUAGAGCUGCUGGGCCUCAUCUGAACUUGCUUCUGUGUCACUUAGACAUUUUGGGCUGUAUCCUACAGCCUGAGCUGCUCUGUGAUGCUUUGCCAGUGAAUUACCCAAGUUGUCUGUCUCUGUGAGCACUGAGGGGAUUGUGUAAGACAAGGGAGGACUAGCAGCUACCUGAGUGAUGGAAACUGUACCCUCCCUACAAAGUGAGUGGUUUACCACCAAUGUUAACAUGAUCCCUCAACUGUAACCUACAGCCUGAUGCCAAAUCAGCUGGACUGUGAAGAAAGCAUCACAGCACUCCAGGGAAAAGCCUUUAAUAUGCAGGAGAAAGGAGGCUCGGUGAAAACACUUCAAGAAAAACCUAGUUAGAGCUUUAUCGGAGACUGAAUUUCUUGUUAAACAAGGCAACUCAAUCUUUUCAAUCAUGUUAGAGAGAAGGAAAUCAAACCCCACACUCUGGAUUACAACAUUGCAUAUGGCUCUGUGUGGGGAGCUGGCACUAGUCUAAUUGCUUAAGAGAAUGUAAAUCAUGUGCUCUUAUUUGUCUUUUCUGCAAUUAAGGCAACAUCCAGUAAAUGUAACAAAUAGCAGUUUUUAAGGAUAAGGGGACUGAAUGCACAGCAACUGUAACUCGUUGCCUUAUCAUAUCCAGGAGUGAGAAAGGUGGGGUAAAACAGAACCUUUCCAUGUGUUAGGAAGAGUCAAAGUACAGCCCUGGAUUCUCAACAUUGAUAGACUAGAAAUCAUGUUUCAGAGAAAAUGCCAACUCCUGAUCAACAAAGAUUAGGAGGAGACUUCUGCUCUGUGAGCAGAUUAUUCUGAACUGGGUCACCUGAGGGUUUCAAGUCUUUUGGCGUGAGGAACAUUGACCAUUGUCAAGACC
This is a messenger RNA of Falco peregrinus (peregrine falcon), 2756 nucleotides long. RefSeq names its product F-box protein 16 (gene FBXO16). Gene Ontology annotation, molecular function: protein binding. The record is from RefSeq and is a predicted model, not a curated record. The transcript has 10 exons. Lineage: Eukaryota; Metazoa; Chordata; Aves; Falconiformes; Falconidae.